AAAGAUAAACAUAUUAAAGUUUGUCGCAAAACUAGUAAUCAACAGAAAUUAGACAUGUACAACCAGAUCGCUGAAAUGCUUAGCUUUUUAUAAACUAGGUACAUAACAAGCAACAUAAAGCAGAUUGUAUUAUACAUUAAAAGUGAAAAGUGAUAAAUUUUAGAGAAUUAUUUUGCACAUAUAAUUUUAUACACUAUACAGCGUGUGGCAUUAGUGAAAGGAAAAAUAUCCCAAAUGUGCACAUAAAUACCCCCAGUUGUUGUGAAAUUGUGAAAACACUCAUUUUUCCAUCUUACCGAAUCGGGGCCUUCCUAUUUCUGCUCCCGAGCUGGACGGACCUAUAUAUUAUGAAAUUUUCAUUAAGUCUAUUAUCUUGAUCAAGUGAUUACCUAGUAGGUAUAUGUAUGAAGACAAUAAAACGAAAAAGAAGAGGUAUGUGACUUCAAUGACAUUUGAAAUUGUCGUACACGUAUGAGGACUAUAAAACGAAAAAGAAGAAUUUGAAUUAAAUGACAUUUGAAGUAUAAACAAAAGUGAUUAGGUUAUUUUUAGUAUGUUGAAUUUUUGUAUAAAAUAGGCAUUAUUAAAAAGAAAAUGCUCACACCAAGAUUCAAAUUAUCACAAGAUGAUAGAAGUAUAACAAUAGAAAUUAGAGCUCCUUAUUGUUCAUUGCGUGAAUUACAGGUGGAAGUGGAUGAAAAUGUGUUCUUAUUUUUCUGCAAACCUUACUUUCUGAGACUGUUUUUACCUGGAAAAUUAAUUGAGAAUGAAAAUUACAGGAGUUCUUUUGAUUGUGAUUCAGGUGAAUUUACUUUUACUUAUGACAAAGCAGAAUAUGGAGAGCAUUUUGAAGACCUUGAUUUUAUAACCAAAUUUUUGGUUACCAGAGUUGAAACUACUUAUGAGAAUAAACCAAAUAUUUUAGUUAUCGAUAAUGAAGCUAAAUUACCUAAUGAAAGCGAUUUAUCUCAAGGAUUCGGUUUUGCAUUAAUGGGGCAUCGCAACUUUGUAGCAGUAAGUUCAGAAUUCAGUGAAGUUUUUGAAAUAGAUCCUAGUGAAGUCAAUUUAAAAGAGAGACGAAAACUAAGAUUACAAUUUGAGCAAGGAAAGUUCGACAUGGGCCAUUAUUUAGCAGAUUAUAUAGAAAAUGAAGAUAUUCUGAGUCUGUUACAAUUAAAGACUCCUUGGAACGAUAUAAAAGAUGAUGAUAUAACUUUCAGUAACAAAGAACUAGACUUCUUAAAAGAUUUGCCAAACAUAAAUUAUGAACUGUCAGAAUUACAAAUUAAGUAUGUUUUUAAUGGGUUAAUUGAUAUUUUGUAUGCAUAUUGUUAUGACGGACGAACUACAGACUAUGAUACUAAUUCAGAAUCAGGAUGGACUAUAGUUAAACUUUCUGCAACAUUAUGUUGGCUAGAUGCAUUUGAUAACACCAAAGACGUUUUAAUUUCAGCUUUCAGAAGAAGCGUUACUUAUCCACUAUUUAGAAAUUUUGAAUUGAGUUUAAAAGUGCUAGAAGAUUUAAAACAAUUAUUAAAGUUGAGUGACAAAUACAUAAUAAAAUGUCUGAUCCAAAUUUACUAUAUUUUUUUGGGAGGCGAUUGUUGCAGAUACAUUUUAAAUAACUUAUUUAUUAAAGAUUACAUAAUAUACAUUAUUAAUUGGGACAGAAACAGAUGGAGAGAAUUUUUGAAAGAAGUUGAUUCUUUGGAAAUUAAAAAAGAAGAACUAGGCUUUAAUCUGUUUGAAAUUGAACAAGGAUUUACCUUGGAAAAUAAAAUGGAAAAUUUGAAAAUUUCUGUUGUAAGUGAUGAUAGUGAUGAUGAAUCCUCAGAAUCAAGUGAUUCAGAUGAUAGUAGCGAGUCAGAAACUGAAUCGAGUAAUGAAUGUCAAUCUAAUACUGAAACAGUUGGUGGAAAAGAAAAAUACAUUACUACUGAUCUUUAAACAAGGUCUCUAUAUUGAAGUUUAACAUUGUUGAAACUCGAUGUUUUAAGGUCCUUGAACCCUUCUUAAUGCUCUAAGAAUCGAUGAUUGUACUUAUAAGGAUCCUUCUUCAAUAGUUGCAGCACAUUAUGUAACAUUAUGAUUUUGGAGAAUGAGACCUUACCAGUUUGGCUUUUUAGCAAAUUUGCAUUUUUGUUAUAGCAGCAAAAGUAUUAACAUAUUCUCAUCAAUUUUAUGAAAAUGAUUUAGAAACAUUGGGGAUAGCAAAAUGGAAGUAGAAUAUAUAUCCUAGAGUUCUUUCAUUAAAAAAUUUUGACAAAUUAUGAGUUAUGUAUUAAUUUUGCUAGGAGUAUAUAUAGUGUGAAUUAUAUUCCAAUAAGACUUUAUUUUAAAUUAAAAUAUCAUAUAAUUUUCAGUAUAGGUAUUAAUAUGAAAAUUUUAAUCUGUAAUUAUAAAAAUAUGUAUUAAAAUAUUUUUUUCAUACUGAAA
This is a messenger RNA of Diorhabda sublineata, 2436 nucleotides long. Its product is annotated as protein SHQ1 homolog. Bases 595 to 1947 code for a protein of 450 amino acids. Lineage: Eukaryota; Metazoa; Arthropoda; Insecta; Coleoptera; Chrysomelidae. The record is from RefSeq and is a predicted model, not a curated record. Gene Ontology annotation, cellular component: cytoplasm; nucleoplasm. Gene Ontology annotation, biological process: box H/ACA snoRNP assembly. The transcript has 2 exons.